GGCAGAGGGAGAGGGAGGGAAGGAGAAAGAAGGGUAACAAGAAAGGAGAGAGAGAGAGACAGCAGGGAGUAAAGCAGUAUGUUUGGUGUGUAAAGAGAUAAAUAUACAUCUGAGUGUGUUGCACAGUUGUAGGCAUUCUCUUCACCAGCCUCCUCUCCUCUCCUCCUGUGCUGCACAACUUGGGCUGGUGGACCAUGCAGCGGGGGUGGACUCUUCCCUGGCUCUGUGCUGUCCUGUCGGGAUUGAUGGGGCUCCCGGUGUCAGGAUCAGACUUCCAGCAUCACCAAUACGAAGACAUGGUGCGAGCCCUGUUUGCAGUGCAGAACGAGUGCCACUACAUCACACGCAUUUACAGCAUCGGGCGCAGUAUAGAGGGACGCCACCUCUACGUGCUGGAAUUCAGUGAUCACCCGGGAAUCCACGAAGCAUUGGAGCCAGAGUUCAAGUACGUGGGCAACAUGCAUGGCAACGAAGUGCUCGGCCGUGAGCUGCUAAUUAAGUUUUCCCAGUUUCUGUGUGAGGAGUAUCGAGCCGGAAACCAGCGAAUCACAAGACUGAUCCAUGACACACGCAUCCACAUCCUGCCCUCCAUGAACCCUGAUGGUUACGAAGUGGCUGCCAGACAGGGUCCAGAGUUCAAUGGCUACCUGGUCGGUCGAGGGAACGCCAGGGAAAUUGAUCUGAACCGUAACUUUCCAGAUCUGAAUGCGCUCAUGUAUUACUAUGAGAAAACCAGUGGACGAAACCACCACCUGCCCCUGCCGGACAACUGGGAGCAACAGGUUGAACCAGAGACUUUGGCAGUCAUAAAAUGGAUGCAAAACUACAACUUUGUCCUGUCAGCCAACCUCCAUGGAGGAGCUGUGGUGGCCAACUACCCCUUUGACAAGUCAAGAGAUGCCCGCAUUCGACUGCGGACGACAUACGCAGCCACUCCGGAUGACAAGCUCUUCAGACAGUUGGCGAGGACCUACUCGUACGCUCACAGCUGGAUGCACAAUGGUUGGAACUGUGGGGACUUCUUUGAUGAGGGGAUCACCAAUGGGGCCAGAUGGUACUCUCUGUCCAAAGGCAUGCAGGACUUCAACUAUCUGUACACCAACUGUUUUGAGAUCACCCUGGAGCUGAGCUGUGAUAAGUUCCCUUCAGCAUCAGCACUACCCAGUGAAUGGCUGGCCAACCGAGAAGCACUGGUUUCAUAUCUGGAACAGGUGCAUCAUGGGAUAAAAGGCAUGGUGUAUGAUGAAAACAACAACCCAGUUGGCAAUGCUGAGAUCUCAGUAGCAGGCAUCCAUCAUGAUGUGACCAGCGGGCUACACGGUGACUAUUUCAGGCUCCUGUUACCAGGCACCUACACUGUGACAGCCUCUGCGCCGGGUUAUACCCCCUCCACCAGCACUGUUACAGUGGGACCAGCCGAGGCUAUACAGCUUAAUUUUUACUUGAAAACAGCACCGAAACAACCCCUCAAGUUGAAGCCCCACCACAGCAAGAAGAACCUCUCAUCCCCCAAGAACCCUUUAAAACUCGGCCCAAGAUGAGGCAAGAACAUUAAUUAGAACAACACACAAACAUACUGUAUACUGUAUAUAUACAUACACUGAAAGGCCCCUCGUAAAACAUACACGUACAUUCAUACAUGCAUACAAAUACAUACAAAUUAUGGAAUGAUAAAAGACCAUAGUAUAUGUUUGUAAGUUUAUCUCUGUAGUCAACUGAUUGUGUAUUUCAGACUUCUGGGCUUUUGUUUUUUGUUGAUAAAAUAAACUGGCUGUAUUAAAAACCUGGUGUAUUUAUGUAACAAUAUUGAUUUAUAUGAACACAACUAUCCUGUAUUUGUAAAGGACUAUUUUAUUUUUGAUUAUUAUAAUUUGAUGAAAAUGGAGAGUGAAAAUAAAAGACUG
Messenger RNA from Monopterus albus (swamp eel), 1904 nucleotides. RefSeq names its product carboxypeptidase N, polypeptide 1 (gene cpn1). The transcript has 9 exons. Bases 195 to 1541 code for a protein of 448 amino acids. The record is from RefSeq and is a predicted model, not a curated record. Lineage: Eukaryota; Metazoa; Chordata; Actinopteri; Synbranchiformes; Synbranchidae. Gene Ontology annotation, biological process: protein processing; peptide metabolic process. Gene Ontology annotation, molecular function: zinc ion binding; metallocarboxypeptidase activity.